UGUUCUUGUUUAAUUGUUCUGUCAGUUACAAAUAUAAAACGUCAUGGAACAAACGCAAGAAAAAAAGCGUCAGCCUAUCUGAAGUGAUGGAACCUUAUUUUCGCUCAUUUUUUACAAUGCAACAGCAUCUUUAGAUACACGAUUUAAUAUCAAUUUAUUUCAUAAUGGAUCCCGGUGUGGGGGAGUGUGAGUUAGCCGAGAGGGACCCGGGGUUGUGCGUGUGCAAGGAGGGACCGACACUCGACAUCCUCAAGGACAUUCAGCGUCUGUAUGAGGAGAAGUUGGAACAGUUAGACAGGGCCUGUGGCAUUACUAAAAUGCAGCAACAAGUGGAUCUACUUCGGUCCUGGGUGAGUGACCUGGUGGGCCAGAACACACUGCUGGCGCGGGCUGUGGAGGAGCUGGAGACGGAGGCCACCACCAAACUUAUGAUGGAACGCCAGAAGAACAGCGAGAGAGGUUCGAAGAACAUAAUAUGCAGCAAAGUAUCGGAACUGAAGCUGUUAAACGAGUCGCUGCACAAGGAGAACAUGGCCAAGGAAAGAGAGAUAAGACAGCUGAAUAAAGAUGCUCAAGCAUACGAGCAGACCAUCAUGAACCUUAGGAAGGAGAUGUCAAGCUGCAAGUAUCACAGGCCAGAGGUGCCGAAGAAGGAUGCCGAGGUGAUGGCCGGCAUGUGCUGCACGGGGACUGAGUGCCCUGGAGCUGAGCCGAGGACUUCGACUCCUAACGUGAGCUGCGCGCCGCUGUGCGGGGUCGCCUCGUCCACGCCAAACAUAUCCUUCAUAGAAAGAUCCUGUUCAGUCUCGGCUCUGGUGUCUGAUUCCUCGAUAGCAGACCUAGAGUGCCAUUUCCAGAAACACAACGCUUCGUUCUCGAAAGACCAGUCAAACAAUACUGUCUUCUGCACUCCAAGGGGAUCUCUAAAGACUACGCGUUGUAAUGAUUCCAAGAAUUCUUCCUGUCAGGCUUCUCCUAGAGAGUGCUCGUUCGAGUCUCCCCGAGAUUGUCCCUGGCAAGAAUCAACCCCAGGUUGUCCCCUGCAAGGGUCUCCUCGACGUUGUCCCAACCAAGAGCCCAGCUGUCCGGGCCAGCGUCCUCCACCGUGUCAAAAAGAGCCCAGUUGUCCGGCCCAGCGUCCACCACCGUGUCAAAAAGAGCCCAGCUGUCCGGCCCAGCGUCCACCACCGUGUCAAAAAGAGCCCAGCUGUCCGGGCCAGCGUCCACCACCGUGUCAAAAGUCUGCAGAUUCAAGUCGAUGCUGUGGAGAAGGUGGCUACCAACGAGGACUAUUGAAUUUUGCCCAGCGCGAAUGUCCCGCCAAGCGAAAAAAUAAACAAGAUUGUAAAUGUAAUAAAGACAAGGUUGAUUGUAAAUGCCAUAAAGAAGAGAUCUUCUGUAAAAAAUGUCAUAAAGAGAAGGUGCACUGUAAAUGUCCUAAAGAAGAGAUCUUCUGUAAAAAAUGUCAUAAAGAGAAGGUGCACUGUAAAUGUCCUAAAGAGGAGAUCUUCUGUAAAAAAUGUCAUAAAGAGAAGGUGCACUGUGAAUGUCCUAAAGAGGAGAUCUUCUGUAAAAAAUGUCACAAAGAGAAGGUCCACUGUAAAUGUCCUAAAGAAGAGAUCUUCUGUAAAAAAUGUCAUAAAGAGAAGGUCCACUGUAAAUGUCCAAAAGAGGAGAUCUUCUGUAAAAAAUGUCAUAAAGAGAAGGUGCACUGUGAAUGUCCUAAAGAGGAGAUCUUCUGUAAAAAAUGUCAUAAAGAGAAGGUCCACUGUAAAUGUCCUAAAGAAGAGAUCUUCUGUAAAAAAUGUCAUAAAGAGAAGGUCCACUGUAAAUGUCCUAAAGAAGAGAUCUUCUGUAAAAAAUGUCAUAAAGAGAAGGUCGACUGUGAAUGUCCUAAAGAGGAGUUUAAUUGCGAAUGCGUUGAAGAGAUAUACUUUAACGAUGAAGCCAAGAGUUGUUGUUCGAGUCCUAAGAGCUGCUACACCGACCGCUCGGAGGAACGGAGGUGCAACCAAACGCCGUCGGAGUUUUUCUGCCAACUACGGAAAGGCCUGAACUGUAAUUCUUGCACCAAGAUGAGAAACCUAAAGGACAGUGGCGCCACCUGCAGUCUAAUUGACAGUUCAAACGCAACUUGCGACGCGUCCUUCUAUCACAGUAAACUACUAGCUACUCUACAGAUAUUGCAGAAUAAAGAGGAAACUAUAGGAGUGCAGGCGGACAGUUUAGCAGUGGCCGAGGAACGCAUCGCUACGCUCACAGACCGCGCUAAUGAACUGAAGAAGGAGCUUGACAGGAAGACCAAGGAGAAUCAGACUCUGCGCAAGAUUGCAGACUGCUGCAAGGUUGUGAAGCAUGACGUGUGUGUCGUCACAGACAGGCCGAUGGAAGAUCAGAGAGCAAUAGUGACCACUUUGGAGAACAACUUGAGUGUCAUAGAGGAACUUUACAGGGAAUGCUUUUACGAGACUGCGAAACAGGAGAACUUAAUAGAAAUGCUUCGUAGUUCGUACUUGGAUGUGCGCCUCAUGGAGAAACAGAAAGCAGAUCAAAUCGGGCAUCUACAGACUGUGAUAGAUAAGCAGAAAUGGUCGAUAGAUAGAUACCAAGACAUUGCAUCAGAAGUGGAUGGUUUGAAGACGGAGAUAUCGAACUUUUUGAACAGUACCACGUCGACCUCGACGAACCACGACUCGGGUAUGUGGGAGCGUAGUGAGGACUCGUUGACGUCAGUACCAGCCGUGCAGGACGACCUGCAGGACCUCACGGAACAACUCCUGCGUCUGCAGGACUUGCUCGCUGUAGGUGACGAAGGAUUAACUUACCCACAUUACAGUGACCAGCUUGAAUGCUCUUGUGGUUUGAAGGAGGAAAAUAUAAAGCUAAAGAAAGAAGCUGAGGGACUGCGUAUAAAAAUGGGCGAUCUGCAACAAAAGCUAUGUAGCUUGGAAGGCGUGCUCGCACUCAAGACCGAAGCAGACCUGAAGUACCAAGCAGAGAUGGAGAUGAAACAUCAAGAAUUAUCAAAAAUACGGGAGGAAUUGGCUCGUUCGCAAGAAGACACGUGCGAAGCUAUGUCUAUGCAGCUGAGACGCACUAAAGCGUUAUUGGAUGAGAAGACAGAAUUGAUAAACCAACUCAAACAAGAGAAUGAGUGUCAAGCGGAGAAGAUACAGAGCCUUCAGGAAGAACUGGAUAAAGCGGACAGUAUUAUAAAAGAGAACUGCAAGAUGCGCAGCGAGGUGUCGUACCUGAGCGCGCAGGUGGAGCUGUGGCGCGCGCAGCUCGAGGACUCGCAGCGACACGUGUGCGCGCUCGACCAGGAACUCGCCCGGACGCGCGCGCACACGCAGCAGAUCGACGCCUGCUACAGAGAGAAGGCGAGUGCGGUGGCGGAGCUGCAGGCGCACCUGGAGCAGGCGUACGCGCGCGGCGCCGCGCUCUGCGGGGAGUCGCGCCGCGCCGUCGGGGCCGUGCGCACGUGGAUGCGCAGGAUGAGGGACAAACACAGAGAACAAGAAGCGUUACUCAAGGAGAGGGACGCUCUGCUGGAGAUACUUCAGCGUCGCCUGGAGGAGCAACAGAGCGAGUCCCACGUGUGCCCCACCUGCGAGAAGCUGGCGCCGUGCUCCAAGUGCCAGUCCAGCAGAGACGACCGCAGCUUCACAUCCAAGCCCAGGAGCCCGCCCUGCUGCAGCGCCAGUCCCAGCGAGAUGCCGAGCUGUUCCUCCACUCCUCCGGCAUGUCGAGUGUCGAGGAACAAAGAGGCCGCUGCUAAGCGCUGCAAGGCGUGGAUGUGUGACACGUCCGUCCAACUGCCGGAGCGGCGCGAGUCGGGCAGCGACGCCCCCCCGCGGGCCGCGUGCUGCGGGCUGCGGGGCGCGCGCCACGUGCGGCUGAGCCGCGCUACGCUGCAGCUGCAGCCGGGCCCCGCCAGCCCGCGCCGCUCCCCGCGCCAGCUGCAGGCCGCCAGCCCCAGCGCGAGCUGUGCACCCGUGAAGAUGCCAUGCGUGGGGCCAAGUUCAAGCUGUGCGCCCGUAGAGUUGCCCUGCGCGGGCCCCAGUUCCAGUUGUGCGCCCCUGCAGCUGAAAUGUGCGGGCUCUAGCCCCAGCCGCGCGUCCCCGAGCCCCGGGCGCCGGGCCUCACAGCUGCAGAGCCCCGACUGCGAGUGCCAGUCCCCGGGCGUGGCGCGGCGCUGCCCGGGGCGCGCGGUGUCGCCGACGGAGGAGCUGCUGCAGCGCGUGGAGCAGCUGUCGGACGCGCUGGCCGACGGCAGCCGCCGCUGGGGGCGGGGGCGGGGGGCCGCCGCCGUCUGACUCGACUCGAGGAUU
Molecule: messenger RNA, 4331 nt
Organism: Spodoptera frugiperda (fall armyworm)
Lineage: Eukaryota; Metazoa; Arthropoda; Insecta; Lepidoptera; Noctuidae
Exons: 26
Coding region: 165-4316 (1383 amino acids)
Source: RefSeq, a predicted model, not a curated record